AUGUACUUUGUGAGGUCUGGGGAGCUGGGCUACAACUUCGAUCACACGCCACAUUUGACGGAUGAGAUCGAUCCGGGUUCACGGAUCAGCGAGCCGGCCUUGUGGAUGCAAUGGCAUUAUCGAGGCAGAUUGGCAUGCACAGCUCAAAAUUCUCACCUUUUCAGCCUGGAUGCCAUGACCUUUCGCAAGGUCAUGACGCGAAGCCAACAUGCAGAUCUCUUUACGUUGUACGGGCGUCUCUUUACGAAAAUGAUGGAGGACUACUGCGACAACAAUGAAGAAGAUGCCAGCGAUUUGUACGGCAACGACGAGCAAGUCAACAAAAUGCUGAAGCUUUGCUCCAUGAUGGCCGCUGGAACCAAAACAGAUUUGCGAGCGGUAUUUUUGGCGUGGAAGAAGGUUUUGCUUCCACGCUCGCAAAUGGAAAUUAUACAGUCGAGGAUCUGUUGCAUCCCGACCAACUUCACUCGCCUGAUUCGCAAGAAACGUGGGGAGUCCUCCGGAGAGCGGGACGAGGAGGACCAAGGCUGA
This is a messenger RNA of Durusdinium trenchii, 531 nucleotides long. Lineage: Eukaryota; Dinophyceae; Suessiales; Symbiodiniaceae. The record is from the annotation of a GenBank genome assembly.